Malassezia vespertilionis is the source of this 1263-nucleotide messenger RNA. It is a transcript of the gene SFU1, whose product is annotated as GATA type transcriptional activator of nitrogen-regulated proteins. The transcript has a single exon. Lineage: Eukaryota; Fungi; Basidiomycota; Malasseziomycetes; Malasseziales; Malasseziaceae. Gene Ontology annotation, biological process: positive regulation of transcription by RNA polymerase II; negative regulation of transcription by RNA polymerase II. The record is from RefSeq and is a predicted model, not a curated record. Bases 1 to 1263 code for a protein of 420 amino acids. Gene Ontology annotation, molecular function: RNA polymerase II cis-regulatory region sequence-specific DNA binding; DNA-binding transcription factor activity, RNA polymerase II-specific; zinc ion binding.
AUGGCCAUCUCUAGCGUCGAGCGACAUACGCUUUCCCUUCCGUCUGAACACGACAGCGGGUUUAUGAGCGCGUGCAAGCCGCUGGCACAGCCGGACGACCAAGCCGACAGCAAUGCCGCGCUAUCACUGCCGCGCCGCACGAACGGGCGCAAGCCCGUUGCAUGGCACACCGAGGCGCCCAGCGCUACUUCGAGCGACGCAAGCUCGCCGAUCUCACACGACGAAGAAAAGCACACGUCCCCAGUGAAACAAAGAAGGACGUGCGCUAGCACCGACAGCCCCGCGGCUGGAUCCUGUCCCGGCGAUGGCCUCUGCAACGGCAUGGGCGGCACCAGCAGCUGCAGCGGCUGCCCGACCUACAACAAUGUCAUCAGCGCCGCUGCGGACGAGACGCCCGCCGCGCCCAUCCACAGCGAGCCCGAGAGCAAGGUUUCUUUGGACGACAAGGAUGCGCGCCCUGCAAUCGAAGCACUGCGCUGCACCAACUGCCAGACCACCACGACGCCGCUCUGGCGGCGCGACGAGGCGGGCAAUAACAUUUGCAAUGCGUGUGGCCUAUACCAUAAACUGCACGGCACCCACAGGCCAAUCGGGAUGCGCAAGACUGUAAUCAAGCGCCGCAAACGCAUGAUCGGCAGCGCUGCGCCCGGCCCGGGCGCACCGCACGAACGGCCCACACAUGCACGCACGCCCAGCGCCGCGCACGCGAAGCCAGUGCUGCCAGAGACGUUUGCACGCGCGGAACGCGAUCGCGAAGCGGCCAUGGUCUUGAUGGAAGUCGGCACCUCGCGCUGGACGCAGCAACGCGGCACCGACCCAGGCACCUGGCCGCACGCUGCACACUACGAGAUGCGCAACGACGCGCGCGUGCAAUCGAAUGCAGACCCAAGGCUCGGCACGCCGUGGAAAGCGCGCCACAGCGUUUUGCCUUCCAUGUGCAUCGAGUCAAACACGCCGUAUACGGGUGGGAUCCGCAUCGCCGACCUGGAGCGCCUACGCGACGAGCUGUGCAUGGAGCGCAACCGCCUCGACGCGCUCCUGGAGCGCACAGAGUACACGCUUGCCGAGGCGCACCGCCAGCGCUUCGACACGCCGCGGCUGCACAGGGCCAGCGCAGACGACUCGCAAGGCAGCGAUUCCGAGCCUGUCUCGCUCCACGCGUACGAUGUACGCGAAACGCGCACAAAUAGCGACGAGGCUGCUGCGCAGCCUCUACAGCGCGGGGCAAAACGCGCAUACCCCAACGGCAUUCACUGUUUAUAA